AUGACGAUAUACGUGCCGAAACUCAAAUCGUUCAAAACGUUCCGUUGCGCGGUGACGGUGGAGCCCAUGCUGUUCUUGUACUUCGUGGCCACCGUCCUGUCCAACAACGUGGGCACGAACAUGCUAUUACACAAAGGAUGUAACCCGAACGCGACCACGGCACCGAACCUACACGUGUCGCCAGAAUGUCUUCUGGAGAACGUCGCGCAGCACGGUGUCUCGUCCAUCAACGUGUGGAAACACAUGAUCCAGGAACUGCUGUCGCUGGUGUUCAUCAUGUUCGCGGGCCCCUGGAGCGACUCUCACGGCCGCCGGCGCCGGCCGCUGAUGUUCGUGCCGGUGAUCGGACAGAUGACCUGCGACGCGUUCAACCUACUGGCCACCCUGUUCUGGCCCCUGUCGCCCACCGUCACCGGCAUCACGCAGUCUCUAAUCGUGUCCGUCACCGGGUCACAGCACUGCUUCUUCAUCGGCAUGUUCGCAUACCUGGCCGACAUCACCGACAUGUCCAACCGGACCAUGCGCAUUGGGUUCGCGUCAGCCGUUCUGCCGCUGGCCGCCACCUUGGGCGCACUGUCCGGUGGUUACCUGAACGUGAGACUCGGGUUCGCCUCCGUGUUUGCCUUAAACAUGGGCCUGAACGCUGUCGCCCUGUGCCUGGGCCUGCUGUUCAUUUACGACACGUCCGAACCGUACAAGUCGACCGGUUCGUUGUACAAGAACACGUUUGAUCCAAAUAUCGCCGUCCAGAGCGUCAAGACCGUGUUCGUCAGGCGCGACAACCACAAGCGCUUUAUACUCUUGCUGAUGAUCGUCGCCUCGCCGCUGACCGGCGGUCCUUUUGUGGGUGAAAUAGGUCUAAUGUAUUUGUAUUUGAGAAAGCAGUUUGGCUUCAAAGAAAUUGAUUUUAGUUUAUUCAAUGCGUACUCAAUGGGAAUCAUGCUAUUUGGAUCACUGUUUUCCCUUGGAAUUUUGAGUCGAUACCUCAAAAUGAACGAUGCAAUGAUCGGUCUGAUUGCUACUUUCUUCGAUAUUGCAACUGCUGUCGGAUUCCUAUUAGUUACUAAACUGCAAUAUAUAUUAUUUGUACCUCCGUUAGAACUGUUUCGUGGUGCGGCAUUAGCUCUCUGUGGUGCCAUAGCUUCAAAAUGCGUGGAAUCUCAUGAACUAGGAUCUAUGAACGCUGUGAGAAUGGCCAUGGAUAACUUAUCGAAAAGUGCAAUCCUACCGUUGUAUAAUAUAGUGUACAACAAAACACUGGAAUCUCAGCCAAGUGCCUUUUUCAUCAUCAGCAUAUGUUUAACCAUUCCGUUAAUCGGAUGUUUUGCCAUUACUUAUUACUUGACCAGAAAUCAAGUGACACCGGCGGUUAAACCAACCCAGAAAAAUAAUUUGGAAGAUACAUCAAAUGAUCUCAAUUCUAAUACUACUACUAAUACCAAUGAGAUGAAAUCCGACAAUGUUGAAGGACUUGUACACAUGUAAAUUAUUUAUUUUAUUUAUAAGAGUAUUAAGACGUACCUAUAACAUAAAAACAUCCUAAGUUGUUUGAUCACCUGUGGUAAAAAAUAGUUAACAAGGCAUACAUUUCUUAAAUAUUUGCAUUGCAUUAAAAAAAAAAAUAUAUAUUAUUAAAUGUGAAUAUUACAUUGAAUAGACAUUGUAUUAAUAAUUUUGUCCAAUGAUGUUUGAACUAUUUUUAAUGAACUAUUUAGUACAUCUAUACUAUAAAAAUUGUAUUUAUUUUUCGUAUUUGUAUAACUGCAGGCAUAUUUAUAAAUAUGUGUAAGUGAUUAUCUCCUGCAGUCUUAUUGUUGUUCGUUUUAUUUUCUGUUGAGUUUUUACAUUUUUAAUUCAAUCUUAAAAUGUGUUUUUUUUAUUUGUAGUAUAGAGUUUUAUAUUUAAAUUGAUAAGAAUAUAAGAUAUUUAUUUAUGAUUAAUUAUCAUACCCAUAGUACCAUAAGAAUACCUAGUAUGUACAUUUUCAAUAAUAUUGUCGUGGAACUUUGUAAUUUGUCAAUAGAUUGACACUUAAAAUUUUGUGGUGAAAAAAUCUACAAAACACUAUCAUUAUUCUUUUUUAAAAUCUUACUGGUUUGUGAUAAAAAUAUUUAUUUAACAUUGUAUUUUUCAAAUUGAGAUGAAAAUUAUUUGUUCAUUGUUCAAUUUGAUUCAAGAAUAAUGAUAAUUGAUGUUAAUAUACAAUAUUACGAGAAUCAGUAGGAAUUUAAAUCUUACAUUUAAAAAGAAGUUGUAUGAUUAUGAGUAAAUAAUGUUAAUUUUAAGUAUUGUACAUUUAACUAUCAAAGUUAGUUUCAUGUAAAAAAUAUAUAUAAAUAGCUCAAU
Messenger RNA from Myzus persicae (green peach aphid), 2346 nucleotides. RefSeq names its product proton-coupled folate transporter-like. The coding region runs from base 1 to 1485 and encodes 494 amino acids. NCBI's taxonomy places the organism in Eukaryota, Metazoa, Arthropoda, Insecta, Hemiptera, Aphididae. Gene Ontology annotation, biological process: transmembrane transport. The record is from RefSeq and is a predicted model, not a curated record. Gene Ontology annotation, molecular function: transmembrane transporter activity. The transcript is spliced from 6 exons. Gene Ontology annotation, cellular component: membrane.